Symbiodinium sp. CCMP2592 is the source of this 1482-nucleotide messenger RNA. Lineage: Eukaryota; Dinophyceae; Suessiales; Symbiodiniaceae. The record is from the annotation of a GenBank genome assembly.
AUGGAAAAGGGACGAGACAAAAGUAGAACACCCAAAGAUGAUCGCAAAACAAAAGAUCAAGCAAAGAAGGAGGACAAAGCAAAUGCAGCAACGAAGGCAGCCGCCAAGGAGGCAGAGAAGAAAACCACAGGCAAGCGCUUGGAGUUCACGCCGGAGCACAACGAGAAGAAAGAGGAAAGCGUAACACAACCAGACGAGAACAAGUCAGUAGCAGAAGCUGCAGCGCCAGAAAAAAGAACCAGGUUCAGUGAGUCAGAAGAGGAGAGUUCAGAGGCACGCAAGUCCAGUAUAUCAGAGGAAUCCAGAAAGACGCAAGCAUCAAAGAGUGAGACACCUUCUAUGGCACUCACGACACUUCGCAUGCAGGACAUGACAGUCAGCACUCCCGUACGUAGUGAUGGUACAAAGACUCCCCUGAAGAUGCCACCAGCCAAAGAAGAGCGUAGACGAUCGGUAAGUUCACAUUCCAACGCCAGCUCAUCAGACAAAACAGGUACAGAAUCAGAAGAAGAACGCAUGGACACAGAAGAAAUCUCAGUUGAGGACAUGCAGAAGGAGCUACGUUUGUUGAGGAAAAGGCAGCGCACAGAGCAGGAGGACACCAACAAGCGUUUAGACACGAUGCAGCAGCAGCUGGAGGACACAACAUAUGAUGUGGAGUCUCAUGGUCGUAUUAAUGCACAUCUUUUACAGAAGAAGCUACAAGAUGACGCGAGGAAUGCCUCGCUUUCGCUCUCCAUUGAAGGCUUUCCAAAAGAUGCCAGCGAAGAAGACCGUAACGCAUUUGCAGAUUGGGUACUUCAUCAAUCCAAGUCAAAAGAUCGCGACGCCAUCAAAAGUUUGAUGAACACUAGGGGCGAGCUCAGCAACAUCAUCGUGAUAAAGUUUUCCUCGGGAUGGCACCGGAAUCAAGUCUUUCAAUGGUUCCUCGACAAUUACAUUCACAAGCGAUUGAAGCUUUGGUGGUGGUCUAUGGCAGCAGGGCGAGAAUCCAAUCAUGAAGUUCGCAUUCGAAAGUCGCUUAGCGAAGAUGCGCGAUUGAGAGGACGAUUCCUGAAAGCAGCCAUGGAAUGCAUAAAUGGUCACAGUGUGGAGUUUUACCCAGUGUGGAACGAGAACGCGGUUCGCAUCAAGUACUCUCACGACUACCUCAUUUGGCUCCAUUUCUCUUAUGCAAAUGCGACAUGUUCUGUUUUCGCUGAUGAGUCAAUCUUUGAUGAUGUGCAGGCUCAUUUCGAAGCCACCGUCGAGAGGAUAUCAGCGAGUACAGGGAGAGGGAAAGGCAAGGGAAAGAACAAAGAGCAUGGUGAGGGCAGAAAGGGCAGUAGCAAGGGACUUUAUGCAGCUAUGGAUUUUGCAUUUGAUGCAAGAAACCCGUAUUGGACCAAAUUCAUUCUUGUACAUGAUUGGAAGAGUAAUGUGCAUGUACAGCAGGCGUUGAAGGAUGAAGAGAAAGCACAAGAGAUGAUGGAAGAGGGGUAA